UUAUCACCGUAAAAGUUACACAUUUAAAAUUAUCUACUAAAAAAUUAAUUAAAGGUAUACAAAAAUUGAUUUUAAAAUACCAUAAUUAUAAAAAAAAUAAAAAAAAAAUAAUUCUUGAAAUCCACUCCAUCUCCAUCUCCACCCUAUUUUCCUAUUUUUAUUCGAAUUUCUCCCCAUGGAAGAAGCAGUAAGUCCGAGGCAGAGAGCGACACUGAUAAACCGUCUUCAGUCUCCCACCACCGCCUUUUUUUUGGGCUCCAGCGACGACAAACUCGAACGCGCACAGGGACGCGGAGCCGCAAGCGCAGCUGCAAUCCGCCAAACAGCUGCGGCAUCCAAUCCUCCUUCACCGCCUUCCAACUAUUGUCUCAGCAAACAGAAAAUCAUCGACUUGUUUCAGAACUGCAUUAAACUCGCCAGCGAAAAUAAAAUAAACCAGAAGAAUACUUGGGAGUUGAAGCUUAUUGAUCAUCUUAGUGAUAUCAUCAAAGUUGAUGCUGCAGAAGCUGAUUCACAGACUAAUUUCCAAAGGGCAAGUUGCACGCUGGAAGCCGGCGUGAAAAUUUACUCUGUCAGAGUGGAUGCUGUGCAUGCUGAGGCCUAUAAGGUCCUAAGUGGGAUCAAUCGAGUAGGGCAAGAAGAUGUACAUGCAGGUGGUAUUUUCUUAAUAAUCAUCUUAAAGUGCUCUGAAUACAUGAACCAGAAAUCUUACAAAAGAGGUGGGAUGUGGUAAAAUGUUGAAAUUCAGUUCUAAUGCUGAAGAGUCAAAGUAGUUGGAGUAUUGUGUGGUGGCAUCAGUGAAACCAAUAGAGUUAAUUUCCGCCC
This is a messenger RNA of Rubroshorea leprosula, 825 nucleotides long. The record is from the annotation of a GenBank genome assembly. Lineage: Eukaryota; Viridiplantae; Streptophyta; Magnoliopsida; Malvales; Dipterocarpaceae.